Mesorhabditis belari is the source of this 246-nucleotide messenger RNA. Lineage: Eukaryota; Metazoa; Nematoda; Chromadorea; Rhabditida; Rhabditidae. The record is from the annotation of a GenBank genome assembly.
AUGUUCCGAGAAUGUCUCUUUGCACUGCUCAUUCUUAUCGCUAUUCAAAUUGUUUUGAGUGACGAUGGUGUGAAUCUGUUGAACGGACCUGGAGCGAGUAAUGAAACGGAUGAUUCGAAUUCAACCAAUGGCAAUUCAACCGACGACAAUUCAACCACAACAAAGAGUCCCGAUGCAGCCACUUCAAAUGCUUUCUCAAUGAUUUUCCUUUUCUUUUCUCUCUACUUAGGAUUAAGGCCAAUGUUG